AUGCAGCCCAACAACGCCAUGUCUCAAGACUUUGCGGGUCUCUACCAGCAACAGCAAGCGCAGCAGCUCCAGCUCAACGGUCAGUCUGGCCAAGCAGGCCUCUAUGGCGUGCCUCAGCAGAACGCCAUGUCUGCUCAACCGUUUCAGCUGGCUAUGCCGCCUGCCAGACGACAGCCUGGAUCAGACCAGAACGAGUUCAACCCGAAUGCGAUGCUCAAUGCGCCUGCUGAGCCAAGCAAUGCUAUGAUGGCUCCCGGCAGUGACGCGUUACUCGGCAAUCUGGCCAGUCUGCCCGGACAGCUACAACAGCCCAAUGCUGCCGCUGCUUUCAAGUCACAGUACAACGCGCUCUCUCAAGCUGGUCGGGGUCAAUUCCUACAGUCCUACGCCCAGUCCCAGCCACAGCUUCAGAUGCAGAUGCAACAACAGCAGCAUCUACAACAGCAGCUCGGACAGCAGCAGCUCCCUGCGAGCUCGAAUCCGUACAACUUUGCUCCCCAGCAAGCUGCCAAUAUGACGCCCCAGAUGUCCAGACCGACACAGCAGCAGCAAGCUGCACAGCAGCCGAGGCCGCCGUCAGCACAGCAAAACCAACAGCUCCAGCAGCAAGUGGCGAUGAUGCAGCAACGGCUAGCCUCCCAGGCGCAAGCUCAGAGACCUAUGCAAGCCCAAAUAGCACCACAGCAACAGCAAGCCAGACAGCCUCAGCCUUUCAAUACUGCUCCUCCUUACCCGACCCCAGCGGCAAGCUCUGAACCGUACCAUGCCCAGCAACAACCGUCAAUGCAGCAGAUGCAGCAGCAACAACAACAACAACAACAACUGUACAUACAGCAGCAGCAGCAGCAGCAGCAACAACAGCAGCAGCAAGGCAACAUGCCGACAGGAGCUCAGGCCGGUCCUUCGCAGCAGCGACCGCAGCCGUCUAUAUCACAACAGCAAGCGAGUGGCCUUUCGGAGUAUGUUCAGAACCUCAAUCGUCUCCGGGGCGUCAACGCUCGCAUAGAGGCACUUGAUGAGCUCCUGAAAACCAAUCUGACUCCCGCUACUGCUCCUGGCAACCGUCGGCCGCUGAAUCCACAAGAGCGACAUCAGGUCGAACAACAGAUGAUGCAAACGCGUGCUACUGCCACGAAGCUCAACGGCAUCAUCAUGGCAUUCGUCAACGCUAGCGGUGGCCAGCAGGCGAUUGCUCAGCAGCUUGCUCAUCUCAGCAUGCUGCGCAAGCAAGCCGAUGAGAUAAGGGCAAUGACUGCUGCUGCGAACCCGUCAAAUCAGGCGCAGCAUCCCAUGGCACCUACGCAUAUCGCAUUGGCUCGGACUGGCUCGCCUUCGUUCAUCAGUAGCGCCUCCUCCCAAUCUGGCGCGCCAAGGCAAGCAGAUGCUACGGCUCAAUUGCACAAGCUUCGACAAGACGCUGCUGCAGCUGCUAUGCAAGGCAAUCGGCCUGGGUCGAGUGCAGGUUCACAGCAACAUCGAAUUGGUUCUCCUGCGAUUGGUGCAUCGUCCCAAGGACUGCCUACAGCGUCUCAGCCCGCCUACGGCCAAUCUCAGAUGCCAAUGCAAAAGCAACCUUCGGCCAUGGCUCAGAUGCUACAGACCGGACUUCCCUCGGAGCAGAUAUUCAUCUCGAGCUUGACAGAACUCAUGCGAAAGAACGGCUCGCCACUGACCGGCCCACCCAUUAUCGAAGGCCGGCGUGUGAACCUAUAUGCCGUCUUUUGCGCCGUCUUCAAAGAAGGCGGCUGUGAGCAGGUCGAGCGCAAGAAUGGCUGGCAUAUGGUCGCUGCUGCCGCAGGUCUCUACGAGGGCGUCCAAGAUCAAGCUCUGGCGCAUGCGAUCACUCGGCAGCUCGCGCAAGUCUACGUCAACGUACUGAAGCACUACGAAGAAGGCUGGACGCGAACGCUCAGGUCCCACCAAGAACGUCUUGCCCAAGAACAGCAACAGCAACAGCUGUACAACAGUCAGAAUACUGUCUUGCCCAGCGUCAACCCGCAGCCCGCCUCAAAUGCGAACGCGCAGCCUCAGAUGCCUGGUUAUACAGCACAGCAGUUCCAGAGCAUGGGCAUUGCGCCCGCACAAAUUGAGGCCUACCGCCAACGGGUGAUGGCUGGCCAAGGACAACAGCCCAUGACAGCUCAAAAUCUGGCGAUCGCCUCUGCUAUGAAUGCGCAGAACUCUUCGCAGCAAGGCGGGUCUUACGGCCAGCAGCCUGGGCAGCCACAGCUGCAGCUGCAGCAACAGCAGAUUCAGGCACAGCAACAGCAGCAGCGAACGCAGCCGCAGCCGCAGCAGCAGCAGCUUCAACAGCAGCCGCCCCCGCCCCAGCACGCGGUCCCAGUGGUUCCGCCAGAUCAUCAGCGUAUAGUUGAAGCCAGCAAGGCCGUCCAACAGCUUGCCGCUGCGCGUGAUAAAGUGCGCUAUCAGCAGAUAGAUCCAUCCUCAGAGGAUCGGUUGGCUAUACGAUCAUCAAUUGCUAGCAUGCUCGGAUUGGUCAAUUACGUGCGCGAGCAUCUGGCAAUCUUCCACGCGACUGUUGGCGUAGAGACCGCAACCAAGCGGAUCAUUUCUCUCAUCACGAUGUACAGCGAUCAAUCAGAAGCGCUCAAUGAGGACCGGUACAUCAUGAAGGUCCAUGAUCUAGAAUCGCUGCGCAAUCAACUCACGAGAUGCGCCGUCGGUCUAAGGCCGUAUGUCGAGGCCCUAGCAAAAGCUGCUCCACAAAACCAGCAGCAGCAACAGCAGCAUCCGCCGCCACCUCAGCAACAGCAGCAGUAUCAGUCGCAAAUGUCGUCUCAGCAGUCUGCACCGGCCAGACCGCCUUCUGCUACCAGUCAGCUCGUCAGGCCAAAUCCAAGUGUCUACGAUCAAGUUUCGCGCGAAGCAAUGCUUCAGAACAUCCGGCCAUCACUUCGACAGGAGGACUUGCAACCGCCGCCCAUGGCGAAGCGUCGUACGCUAACAGGCACGUCGAUUGCCGAGUCGCCGCGUGCAAUGCCCUCGCCCCUGACGAUCUCUGCAUCCAGUCCGGCAGAAGCCCGAUCGCCUGCCCCAGCUCGACAGCCUUCCUCGCCGGGCAAGAUGUUGCGUCGGCAGCCAUCUGCCAAGGGCACGCUCGCUACAAAGGCUCUGCCGAAGCCCAAAGGCUCGAAAAAGUUCCCAACGAGCGCAGAGAUCAUGGCCGAAGUCAAGCAAGAGCUAGCCCAACAAGCCACUCGACCUGAUGCGGCAGGCAGCGUGGAGACGGGCAUGGCAGCAGAUGCCGCUGCACAGAUUGCUCGCGUCGCUUCAGGCGUACCUGCAUUCAAUGAGGAUCCCGUGGCGAAGCGAAAGCGAGAGCAAGACGAAGCCGAGAAUGAUCCAAUUGGCUACGCAGAUCGUGCAAUGGCAGACUUUGCACAGCUUGCUGCUCAUCCGACUCAGCUGGCGCCGCUCGACAUAACUUUGCCAGCGUUUGCGAAGGACAGCGAUGCGACUGACAUUGAUUUUCUCGAGAUGCAUCUGCCGCCUGCCGUCCAAGAUCCAAGCAAGCUCGCACUCCGCUUCGACGUGCUGUCAAGUAGCGGCGAGGAGGCCAAGGCUUCGACGAGCCAUCUACCUUCUAUACCCGUGCCCGAGACUGCAAAUCCGCCCGCCGAGGAACUCGACUUUGCGUUCUUCAUCGAUGAUGCGUCAUACGCUGACGAGCCAGUGUCUAGCAAGGACACGCCAGAGCUCAGUGGGGGCAAAGCGACUGAUCUCGAGGAAGAAUCACCUCAGUCUGAUCAGGACGAAAGUGAGAAGCGAAAAGUGGAGAGUCAGCCGUUGGCGAGAAAGGACACCAUCAUCACCGAGUUUGAGCAUUUGGCAAUACCAUCCGAGUCCGAUUUGUGGGAUAUCAAGCUCGAAGACUUACCUGUUACUACCAACAAUCACUUCGUAAAUACGUAUGUGGAAUUUUGA
Molecule: messenger RNA, 3945 nt
Organism: Mixia osmundae IAM 14324
Lineage: Eukaryota; Fungi; Basidiomycota; Mixiomycetes; Mixiales; Mixiaceae
Exons: 4
Coding region: 1-3945 (1314 amino acids)
Biological process (GO): regulation of transcription by RNA polymerase II
Cellular component (GO): mediator complex
Molecular function (GO): transcription coregulator activity; DNA binding
Source: RefSeq, a predicted model, not a curated record